GUUCAAUGGUCCGUCGGUCGUAAUCAUCGAGCGUAGUAUGGGCUUUCUGAACACGGACGACAUAUCUAUGAUCAUGACCGCCACUUUUAUGAAACUGGUCGGAUUAUGGACGGCGAAGGACAGGCACGAGCAACGGGCAAGGAAAUUUGCCCUGAUCUACACGCUGGCGACGAUACUCUUCGCCCUGUGGAUAGAGUUCACGGAUUUCUAUUACUCUUUCGGCGAUUUUAGCACGUGUCUUUUCAACGUAUGCAACAUCAUGUACAUAACAAUGCCCCUGUUGAAGAUAUUCAUAAUAGUUUCGAAUAAGAAGGAUUUUUUCUACUUAAUAUUCUACACGCAAAACAAUUUCUACAAGGACAAUUACAACAACAAGCGGGAGCAGCAAAUCUUCACGAAUUGUCGACGCCAAUGCACCAUUUUUGUUUGCUUCCUUACAUUUUCCACGAAAGGGACUCUCGUUUGUUACAUCAUCAGUCCGCUCGUUGAAAAUAUCGGGAAAAAUGAAUCGGAAAGGGUACUCCCAUUCAAUAUGUGGGUCAAUUUACCGCUAUCGACGUCGCCAUAUUACGAAAUAGUGUUCACGAUACAGGCUCUGUCCCUGUAUCACGUUGGGAUUGGUUAUUUCUGUUUCGACAACUUGCUGUGCGUUUUCAACUUGCAACUGGCUGGCCAAUUUCAAAUAUUGCAAUACAAAAUGGCCAACAUAGCGGAUUUGAUAGAGGAGAAAAAUGAGAAAGGAAUUGUAAGCUCGCCCCGCUUUGCCAAGAAAUGUUACGCGGCUUUCAAGAAUUACGUUCGCGAGCAUCAGGCGCUCAUAGCGUUCUGCGAGAAACUCGAAAAAGUGUUCAGUUUGAUCAUCCUUUGGCAAGUGUUGAUGUUCAGUCUGAUAAUAUGCCUCGAUGGCUACCAAAUACUUUUGCCAGAGUCGCCUGUCAGGAGACGGUUGAUUUUCGCCUUCCAUUUGGCAGCGUGCAUGUGCCAAUUGCUGAUGUUCACCUACAGCUGCGACUGCAUCAUACAAGAGAGCUCGAGCAUAGCUUCGGCGGUGUACGACGGGCCUUGGCCAUUUCUGUUCGAGACCACGAGCGGUCGAACAAUGCGCAAAGACUUGACACUCGUCAUUCUGAGGUCGGCUGUGCCUUGUUGCUUAACGGCCCGGGGAUUCUUCGUCGUGUCUCUGGAAACGUACACCAGGGUUUUAAGUACUGCAGUAUCAUAUUUCACGUUAUUGAGACAAAGUACAUUAGAAAUUGUUUAAUAGAAGGUUGAAAUCGUCGUGUAACUAUGAUCAAUAAAAAAAAAUUGUGAUUCUAUCUUGAGGAUAAGAAAUUCUGUAUUUGUGGCACGAUGAAGCAAACGAUAAUUUGAAUCUUCGAUAUUUACGAACAUUUCUGUGAAAAAUUUUUUGAAACUAUUGUAUCGUGAAAUUUGGAUUUAAAUUUUGAAUUUUCAAUCCCUUAUUUAUUAUAUUUAUUUUUAACAAAAAUAAGAAAAACAAUUGUACGACGAAAAAUAUAUACCAGCUAAAUGGACAAUUAUCGAUAUUUGAAAAUUUGGUGGACCUUUUUCAUUUCUUUUUUCGUAAAAUCCAAACGACGUUUAACAUCUGAUCAUAUAUACUUCACGAACAAACGAAAUAUUA
Messenger RNA from Apis florea (little honeybee), 1645 nucleotides. RefSeq names its product 4-vinylanisole receptor-like. Gene Ontology annotation, molecular function: odorant binding; olfactory receptor activity. Lineage: Eukaryota; Metazoa; Arthropoda; Insecta; Hymenoptera; Apidae. Gene Ontology annotation, biological process: detection of chemical stimulus involved in sensory perception of smell; sensory perception of smell. The record is from RefSeq and is a predicted model, not a curated record. Gene Ontology annotation, cellular component: plasma membrane.